This is a messenger RNA of Dictyostelium purpureum, 2997 nucleotides long. RefSeq lists its product as uncharacterized. The transcript is spliced from 6 exons. The record is from RefSeq and is a predicted model, not a curated record. NCBI's taxonomy places the organism in Eukaryota, Evosea, Eumycetozoa, Dictyosteliales, Dictyosteliaceae. The coding region runs from base 1 to 2997 and encodes 998 amino acids.
AUGUUAUAUGGAGUUACAAAUAUUUUUUUAUAUAUAGAGUCUUUAAGAGUUGUUGAUUUAUUAAGAAAAGGUGUAUAUAAUUUAAAAGUUAAAGUAUUUCAAGAAAAUGAAGUUACAAAUAUCGCCAAACCAACAAUUAUUCAAACUCCAAAAUUAAAUAAAGAUUAUAGUCAUAUUAUUAAAGAACAUGAAAUUUUAAAUACACAUUAUUAUUCAUCAAAAAAGUUUUUUGUACAAUAUGUUAACGAAUUCUUUUUAUUUGGUAAUUUUGUUUCAUUUCAAAUUGAAUUACCACUAUAUAACUACUAUUCAAACAAUGUAAUAAUUGAUUUUGAAUUGGUAUACUACCCAACUGAUGAAGACUCAACAGAAUCAAUACCUACAUACAGCUCAAUGUCAAGCUCAUCACAGCCACAAGAAAAGGUUGUAUCUCAGCAAAGAAUACGCAUUAACAAAGCAGGCUAUGGUGUACAUCAAUAUAUACCAAUUACAUUUUGUGAUUUAUACUUUUGCUUAUUUAGGGUAAUGAUAGCAACAUCAUUGGUAGAUAUUAAAUUUAGACACCAAUCUAUUGAGUCAUUAAUAAACUUUAAUACUUUAAAUUUAAACCCAACAACCCCACCACAUCAAUCUCAAAAUCAUAACAAUUUAAAUAUAAGUGACAAUAGUAUAAACUAUGCUAAUAGUCAUCAAAGCAACGAAUCAUUACUUUCAACAUCACCCUCUUCAUCAUCAUCAUUUUCCUCAUCCCCAACUAUUAAAUCAUCCUCCUCAUCCCCAUCUUUAAACUCAAUCAAUAAUAAUGUAAAUAGUUCAACAUCAAAUAUUAGUAGUACAAAUGGAUCAACAUCAUCUUCAUUAUCAAGCUUACCUUCAAUCAGCAAUAAUAACAACAUUAAUAACAUUACCAUUUCGCCUAUUGGCACAUCACCAAAACUAUUAAGACAAAAAAUUGGCAGAUUAAGUUUAUCAAUGGGUCAAAUUCACUCAUCACCCCUCGAAGAAGAUUUUUUAAAUGAUUUCUUUGACUACAAAUAUCCAGAAGUUUUAUCAUUUUAUGUAGAAUCAUAUUAUAGGCUUAGCAAUAAACACAAAGUCUUACUAUCCCUAUUAAAGCAAUCCCAACUAAUAGCAUUGGGCGAAUCUGUAACAAAUAUACCACCAUUAAAUAUACCACCAUUUUCUAGACAUAUCUUUAAUGAUAACAGUAAUACAUCAUCUCCAUUACAACAACCAACUGCCCAACAAUCUUCAUCACCACAAACACAACUACCAAAACUAUACUCUAACAAAUCUAUGAAUAUUACAAACAAUAGAAAGAAAUCUUUCCUUAGAAAUAGCCAAGAAAUUAGCAAUCAAAUUAUCAGUGAUUAUAUGACCACUCAAGAUAAUGCAAACAAUAGCAACCUAUCACCAACAUCAUCAGUAUCAUCAUUUUCACCCACCAAUUUAAACAACUCACUUAAUAAUAUACCAACACUAAAUAAUUAUCAAAAUAAUCUUCCACACUCACACUAUUCAUUACCAGUAGCAAACUAUAUUCAAUCACAAAAUAAUAUUAUAAUGAAGUGGAAAACCAUUUUAUUAAAUUUUCAAAAUUUAUCAGAACAAAUUACAAAGUUGUGGAAUAAUUUUAUAGUUGUUUACCAAAUGGUCUCAAGAGAGUAUUGUUUUAGAAGCUCAAUAAAUUAUGAAAAGAAAUGUAUAGAUAAAUGGGGAUUCAGAGUUCAAAAAAUGGUACAAUACAUCCAAUCGGCUGAUGACCUCUUAUUAUCAGAUACAAGUAUUCCAUCGUCAUGUUUCCUAUCAACAAAUCCAACAUUUUUUAACUAUAAACCAUUUAAAAUUCAACACAUCCCAUUAAAACCAGAUUCAGUAUACCACUCAAUGCCAAUAUUUUUUGAACAUAUUUUAAAAAUUCACAAAGAGCAAAUUGAAGAAGAUCAACAACAACAACAAAAAUCAAAACAACAAUUAAUACAAGCACAACAAGAUAGUGAAUCAUCGUUUAAUAAUAAAUUCAAUGUACCAUCAACAACUCAGCAAUUUAAACAUCUAUUUGUAUUUGUACAUGGUUUAUCAGGUAGCUCAUAUGACUUAAGGCAAUUUAAAAACUAUUUUCAACUACACUUCCCAAAUUUUGUUUUUUUAAUAUGUUCAUCAAUCGAAGAGAACACUUUGGAGGAUAUACAACAAAUGGGUGAAAAAAUAGCACAAGAACUUCAUGAAUAUCUCUAUGAGAAUAAUUUAAUGCAAAUUGCUAAAAUUAGCUUUUUAGGACAUUCAUUAGGUGGUUUAGUAGUGAGAAGUGCUCUCACUUCAAAUAAAUUAAAACCAUACCUUUCUAAACUCCACAGCUAUAUUAGUUUAUCGUCGCCACAUCUUGGUACCAAAUCUGUUUCAAGUACUUCAAUUGUUACCUCCGCAUUGUGGGUUUGGCAAAAGUUCACUAGCUCUACAUGUUUAAAACAAUUGCUAAUGCAAGAUGCUCCAAACCUAACAGAUUGCUAUCUCUAUAAACUCAGUCAGGCCAAAUCAUUCGAAUACUUUCAAUAUGUUUUCUUAAUUAGCUCUGAACAAGACGGCUAUGUACCAUACCACAGCGCCAGGAUUGAAGUACCCAAAGUUGAUUCAGGCAAAGAAAACUCUAGCAAACAUAUCCAAACUUUAAAAAAAAUGGUUCAAAAUUUAUUAGAUCCAAUAAGAUUAAAUACAUCUUCAAAAACAUCAACAUCCUUUACAAAAAGUAAUGGCAGCAGUUUAUUAAGCUUUAUUGGCAAUAGUAGUUUCCAAAGUAGCAACAAUAAUGGCGGUACAAUAAGCUCAAGGGAACAACAAAUCAAAUCAUUACCAAGAUUUAUUAAAAUCAAUGUUAUUUUUGAAGCCCAUAAAGGUGUUGAUGGUGUUAUAGGUAGAUCUGCACAUAUAAGAAUGUUAGAUCAAAUUUGGUUUAUGCAAAUGCUUGUUCAACUAUACAAACAACAUUGGGAAAAUUAA